This is a messenger RNA of Ahaetulla prasina, 1706 nucleotides long. RefSeq names its product caveolin-3-like. Lineage: Eukaryota; Metazoa; Chordata; Lepidosauria; Squamata; Colubridae. Gene Ontology annotation, biological process: caveola assembly; regulation of membrane depolarization during cardiac muscle cell action potential. Gene Ontology annotation, cellular component: caveola. Bases 101 to 580 code for a protein of 159 amino acids. The record is from RefSeq and is a predicted model, not a curated record. Gene Ontology annotation, molecular function: connexin binding; transmembrane transporter binding; molecular adaptor activity. The transcript is spliced from 2 exons.
UAGGGGAGAGGCUAUUCUUCCCUGACAGUCAGAGACAACUGGUGGCUGCUUUACAGAGAGAAAGACAGACAGAUCCUGAAUAGGAAACAGGCCGAGAGCUAUGGCCCAACAAGAAGAACAAGAAGUAGUAGAUGUGAUUCUGGAGAAGAUCGACUCCCGGGACCCUCUCACCAAAGAGAUUGAUUUGGUGGAAAGAGACCCCAAGCAGAUCAACCAAGAGGUGGUCAAGGUAGACUUUGAAGAUGUGAUCGCUGAGCCAGAGGGCACCCACAGCUUUGAUGGAGUGUGGAAGGCCAGCAACACCACCUUUACUGUCAGCAAAUACUGGUGCUACCGGAUUCUGUCGGGGAUGCUAGGCCUGCCCCUUGCCUUGCUCUGGGGCUUCCUCUUUGCCUGUGUUUCUUUCUGCCACAUCUGGAUGGCCAUGCCUUGCAUCAAGAGCUACUUCAUAGAGGUGCAGUGCUGUGGGCGCUGCUAUGCCUUGUGCAUACGUACCUUCUGUGACCCUCUCUUUGAAGCAGUGGGAAAAGUUUGCAGCGAUGUCCGAGUGGCCCUGCGCAAGGAACAUGCAAAGGACUGAGGCCUCUCCUUUGGAUCAGGACAGGAUUCUGGCUUCAUUUUUCCUCCACUUGACCCAAUCAGAUGGGACAGUAGCUCAGCUAGAAUCCUGAAUCAGUCAACUGAUGGAGGCGGAAACAAUCUGGCUGAUGGAUCUUUACCUUGAAUUCCUUGCCUCCAAGAAAUUGCUCCAUCAUUUUUUGAUUAAGGUGGGAAAAACAAACAAACAAACACACAAAAUCCCCUGUACUCUAAAUCAGUGUUCCUCAACCUUGGCAGCUUUAAGAUGUCUGGACUUCAAUUUCCAGAAUUCCCCAGCCAGCCAGCUGUACUCCGACUCCAAGAAGUCCACACAUCUUAAAGUUGCAAAGAUUGAGAAACACUGUUCUAAAUUCCCCCUCCCCAUCUUUCUCCCCUCUCCCUCCCUCCCUCUCUCUCUCUCUCUCUCUCUCUCUCUCUCUCACACACACACACACACACACACAUGCGUAUCACAACAUAGUGGCAAGUUUUUCUAUACAAGCCCUCUUGUGAAAUAACUAUGCAGGAGAAUGCUGUAAGAGUUUUGUAUAGCAAGGUUUUCUAGCAGCAGAAUAGGACAAUUCACCACAGCCAACUCACCACAGCCAACUUGCCAUGGCCAAGCAUUUGAUCUGUGGGUCAUUUCAGCAUCAUAGCCUCCCCACUGUGGCACCUUCUAGAUGUGCUACAAUUACAGCGUCCAGAAUCUUCCAGCAGCCUGACUGCAGGAUACUUUGAGUUGCCAUUCCACAGUACAUUGAGGCAGCCAAUGGGAUUAGAGCCAUCAUAUCCAGGAUAAAAAAUUCCAAUGCUACCUUAAAUUGGAACAAGAUGAUAUAUUGUCCUAGGAAGCCAUUUCAGAGAUGCUUUGAGUACAGCACUAAAGCCUUACAUGUUACAUCUUAAUCUCUCUCUCGACACUCACUAUAUUACGGUUUCAGCCAACCCAUUUCAUGUCAUCACUGUGGUAGCUUUCUUUGAAAUCAGUUUGUGGACACAACAUUACUCAAUCAGUACUGCUCUUUUUUAAACCUCAAUGCCAAUUGCUGCUUUGAAACAAACACUGACAAUUUUCUAAAAUUAUAAAAGAUAUUUUGCAUUUUAUGACAAUAAAACCCAAGCAAAUC